AUGAGGUCCCUCAUCCCUCUAAGCCUGCUCGUGCCUGCAGCGACAGCCCUCUCGUUGAAGGUCAACACGACGAUCGGCCAGGUAUAUGGCAUGAUCAACGGCUCAACACCGGGGGUGGCUCAGUUCCUGGGCGUGCCCUUUGCCGAACCGCCGCUCGGCGAUCUCCGAUUUGCACCACCGCAACCCAAAGCCCACGCCAACAGCACCAUCGACGCCACCAAAAUCUCCCCCAACUGCCCCCAGUACCCUCUCACCACCGUCACCGACCCGUCAGUCUACACCAUCGACUCCCCGUGGCUGCAGCCCUACGGACCCUGGUCGGAAGACUGUCUCACCCUGAACAUCUGGGCGCCGCUCCACCCACGCACCUCAGGCCCCCUGCCGGUCCUCAUCUGGCUUUUCGGUGGCGGUUUCUACGAGGGAGGCCUGCUGACGAACGGAUUCAACCCGAGUCCCUGGAUCCAACGGACGCAAGAACACAUCGUCGUUGCGGUCAACUACCGCAACAACAUCUUCGGCUUCCCCAACGCGGCCGGCCUGGCCGCCACAAACCAAAACACCAACCAAGGCCUGCUGGACCAACGCUUCGCCGUGGAAUGGGUGCGCGACAACAUCGCCUCCUUCGGCGGCGAUAGCUCGCGCAUGGUGCUGUGGGGUCAGAGCUCCGGCGCCGCUAGCGUGGACUACUUCAACUUCGCGUGGCCGGAGGAUCCCAUCGUGCACGGGCUGAUCAUGCACUCCGGGAGCGUGUUCGCGACGGGCGCCAGCAAGGACGUCACGCACAGCAACUUUACCUUCGUGGCGGAGCGGCUGGGCUGCGGGGGUGGGUUGGCCGCGAGCGAGGAGCUGGCGUGCAUGCGGCACAAUGUCAGUGCGGAGGCGCUGGUGGCCUUCUACGAGAACUACACCCUCGGGGCGGACACGCCGGCGCUCAAGUUUUCGACGAUCGUGGAUGGGGUGACCAAGUUUGGGAACUUUACUGAGCGCGCACUGGAGGGGAAUUAUUCCGGAUUGCCCGCGAUCCUCGGCACAAACGCCAACGAAGAAGCCUCGCUGGUCGCGUGGGUGGGUCCGCAGGGGCCGAACCAGACGUAUAUCCAUCAUCAGACGCUGGAGACGGAUCAGUGUCCGGCGAAUUACUAUAAUGAACUACGCUACAACACCUCCUCGCUCACCUUCCGCUGGUACAAUCUGGCGCACUUCCCGAACACCUCGCCUCGGCCGUGGGAGAAGGCGUACCACGCCUCCGAGCUGCCGCUGCUGUUCGGCACCUACCAGUGGUACGGGGGUGCGCCGACGGCGCUGCAGCGGGCGGUGUCGACGCGCUGGCAGGAUCUGUACCUGGCGUUUAUAAAGGACCCGGUCCACGCCCUCCCGAGCAUGGGCUGGCCCGCGUAUACCCCUGACGGGCAGGCGAUGACCUUUGGCGCGAACGGGACGGUGUCGAGUCUGAUGCCGGUGAGUGCGUUGGCGGUGGGAUGUGCCGAGUUUCCGUUGCCGACGCAGUGA
Messenger RNA from Aspergillus aculeatus ATCC 16872, 1509 nucleotides. RefSeq lists its product as uncharacterized. The record is from RefSeq and is a predicted model, not a curated record. The transcript is spliced from 4 exons. Lineage: Eukaryota; Fungi; Ascomycota; Eurotiomycetes; Eurotiales; Aspergillaceae. Bases 1 to 1509 code for a protein of 502 amino acids.